AUGCCCAAGCGGCUCGUUUCGCACGGCAAGCGCGCGCCCGUGCCGGCCAAGAAGAAGAGCGCGCCCAGCGGCGGCGCUGCGAGCGGCGGCACGCCGUCGCGUGCACGGGCCGCUCUCGAUGAGGAGGUGGACUCGGGCGACUCGGGCGACGAGGCCGAGCCGUCGGCGGCGGCGUCCGCCGCCGCGACGGCCGCCGCGGAGCGCGAGGCGGCGGAGGCGGCGGAGACGCCGGACGAGCGUCGCGUCAGACUGGCCAAGGAGAUGCUCUCUCGGAUGGACGACGCCGCUCGCUCGCGCCGUGCAAAGGGCAGCAGCAGCGGCGCGCCGUCCGACGCCGUCGCCGCGGAGCUGGAGGAGGAGGCGCUGCGGCGGGACGGCAAAUUCGUGCGGCGGCUGGCGGCGCCGCUGCGCCGCGCUGGGCCGACGCCUCCCUCGAGCGUCCGCGUCCUCCGCGGGCCUCGCCUCAGCCCGACCUGCGUCGCGCUGUCGGCGGAUGAGACGAGGGCGUUCGCCGGCUGCAAAGGGGGCGAGGUGCUGUGCUGGGAGCUGCGCGAGGGCGGCGCGCGCACGCGGCUGCCGCCGGACCGCGCGCCCGCCGAACCCGGCGCCACGCCGCGCGGUCACUCACGCGACGUGCUCGCCGUCGCCGCAGCGGACGACGGGCGCGCCGCUUGCGGCGGCGGUGGCGCCGGCUGCGAGAGGCGCACGCUGCUCACGGGCGGCGGCGACGCGCGCGUGCUCGUCUGGGACCUGCGCACGAACGGCGUCGUCAAGUGCCUCGGCGGCCACCGCAAGCGCGUGACGAGCCUCGCGCUGCGGCGAGACGCGCCGGCGGCGGAGGCGUACUCGGGCUCGUCCGACCGGUGCGUGCGCGUGUGGAACGUCGCGCAGCGCGGCUUCGUCGAGACGCUCUUCGGACACCAGGAGGGCAUCACCGCCCUCGACGCCGUCGGCGAGCAGUCGCUCGUCUCUGCGGCCGAGGACCGGACGCUUCGGCUGUGGAAGGUGGACGAGGAGACGCAGCUCGUGUUCGGCGGCGGCAGCUCGCCGCUCGACGCGGUGGCCAUGCUCUCCCCGACCAGCUUCGUGGCGGGCGCCCAGGACGGCACCCUCUCCCUCUGGUCGUCGAUGCGCAAGCGGCCUCUCGCCACGCUGCCGACUGCGCACGGGCUCGGCGGCGCCCUCACGGGGGGGGCGCCCUGCUGGAUCACCGCGCUCGCGGCGCCGCCGCACUCGGACGUCGUCCUCUCGGGCUCGUGCGACGGCGCCCUCCGCUUCUGGCACGCCGACGACGCGGGCCGCUCCCUCUCGCCCAUCCACUCGGUCCCCCUGACCGGGUUCGUGAACGGGAUCGCCCUCGCGCGGAGCGGCAAGUUUGUCGCCGCGGCGGUCGGGCAGGAGCACCGGCUGGGGCGCUGGUUCCGGCUGCCCGAGGCGCGAAACUCGCUCGCGAUCGUGCCGCUGGACGAGUGCAUGCACGCCGCGCCUAAGCUGCUCGAGCAGCUCGCGCAAAAUGGCAAGCGGCCGAUGCCCGCGCCGUGGGAGGCGGACGAGGUAGAGCGACAUGGGCCAACGCUCCCCAAAUGCGAGGCGGUCGUUGACGCCGUCGUGUUGGUGGAAGUCGGGCACGCUGACCGCACCGCGCCGGGAGAUAUCGCUGGCGUUGCAAGAGGGGCACGCCCAUCGCGGGAGCGAUUCGAGCAAGGCCGAAAGAUUUGCAGCGGGCGGCUCGGCGACAAGCGCGUGGACAAAGGCGUCGAGCUUGGCGUGCGAGGAGAGCGGCCUGAAGGCAUUCGCGACCAGCGACUCGCGCGUGUAGAUCAGAGAGCGCGGCGAGCCAAAGAAGCACACUGCGACGCGCGGGCUGUGCAGCGCUCUCGUCUGCCGAAUUUCCCGCAUGCCGUGCGAUUGGUUGGCACGCUCUGCGACGGCAUCGCCUCUCCUCGAGGAGAGCGCGAGCGGCAGCGCGAGCACGAGGGCGACCAGCGAUAG
Molecule: messenger RNA, 1992 nt
Organism: Emiliania huxleyi CCMP1516
Lineage: Eukaryota; Haptophyta; Isochrysidales; Noelaerhabdaceae
Exons: 5
Coding region: 1-1992 (663 amino acids)
Cellular component (GO): small-subunit processome
Molecular function (GO): protein binding; snoRNA binding
Source: RefSeq, a predicted model, not a curated record